Molecule: messenger RNA, 2144 nt
Organism: Suillus clintonianus
Lineage: Eukaryota; Fungi; Basidiomycota; Agaricomycetes; Boletales; Suillaceae
Exons: 5
Coding region: 77-1840 (587 amino acids)
Biological process (GO): intracellular transport
Cellular component (GO): cytoplasm; nuclear pore
Molecular function (GO): GTPase activator activity
Source: RefSeq, a predicted model, not a curated record
GCCGGAUAUACCGUGUUGUUGUUCGUGCUUUCCUCAGCCCGACAAACUCUUUCCAACGCACAGACCACCACCGUCAAUGUCACACAGCGUCAACGACAUCGUCGCCACCACUAACGAUGAUCCCCCGCCGUUCAGUGGGCAAGAGAACGAUCCCGAGGGGAAUGCUGAUGACUUCGAGGUAUUUCCUGAAGAUAAGGAGAACGCGGUGGAGUCGAUCCAACAAGGGGAUGCUGCAGGCGAGAUUGAAAUAACGCGGUCUUCUGUUUCCUCUAGCGUCUCUUCAAGUCAAGAUGCUGAGCCUGAUGCUGGCGAGACACAUGAUACGGCUCUUGGUCUUCCUCCAGCCUGUCGCCCUUCAGAUUCUGAUAGUGGCGAAUCGGAAAAGGGUUUGAAGCGCAAGCUAGCUGACCGUGGCACAAGUCAGGGGCCGGAGAACCUGGUGCCUUUACCCUCUGCCGAGCCUGCCAAGCGUCCUAGAGAUGAUACCGACAAAGAUGAUAACCCUCGCGAAUCCAAGAGACCGUCGCCUCCUCCCGAACAGAAACCCGUGGCAGCAGAGACAUCCGCACCUAAAUUCGGAGGGUUUAUGGCCUACGCUGCCGCAGCAUCUCCGUUUGCUGCUGUCAAAGGUCAAAAUAUCUUUUCAGGAGCUAGUUCCAGCACGUCCAAAAAACCAUCUGUUUCGCCAUCACCAUCACCUUCCCCCCUGCCAACGAACAAUGCCCCUACGCCUUCUCCGUUUGCGAGCUUCGCCCAGUGGUCUGGACAGCAGACGCCAGCUAGUACAGCCAUCAAGCGUACGGGUUUCGAGGCAUUCAUGGGUCCCACUUCUACUUUCGCAACAGCAGGUGUUUCUCCCUUCCCUUCUAGACCCAAGUCACCAUUACGUGCUAAGAGCGCACUCGGAAGGAGCAGGUCACCCCCGAGACGUAUUCCUCUCAGCAUGAGCAGUGCAUUUUCGUCAUAUGCCAGUGGUGGCAUGCAAGCUUUAUUUGCUGCGCCUCAUCCUAAACGCGCGAGGGCAGAUUCACCCAACGGAGGAUCGUCACGCAGUUCACUUGAACGGACAAGCAGCACUAGAGUGAAUGUACUGGAUUCAACGUGGAAUGGAAGUGCUGAUGAGAGCGGAAGCGGAGAGGAAGAUGAUGAUGAGGAGCAGGAUAGUGAGAGACCACCUUCAACAUUUGGUGAGAGACUGCGUGCAGGUAGGGAUGACGAAGAGGACGAACCUGAGGAGGAGAAAGAGAAAGAGAAGCUUCAAGAACAGGACGUUGUAACUGGCGAAGAGGAUGAAGAGACGAUACACCACGUGCGCGCCAAGCUCUAUGCCCUAUGCCCCCAGAACCAGUGGAAGGAGCGUGGCACUGGCCUCCUCAAACUCAAUGUCCGACGGUCAGACGGUGGAGGUGCUCGUCUUUUGAUGCGCAAGGAAGCGGUCUACACAGUUAUACUGAAUGUUACACUGUUCUCCGGAAUGAAAUGCUUUAUCGCACAGGAUCCGCGAUAUAUUCGGUUGAGCGUAAUCGAAGAUGGGGUCACGACACAUUACAACCUCAGAGUCAGUUGUUUUCAUUUGCGUUGUUUUCACAACAUCUAUAGUGACCCUCUCGCAGGUUUCAAACGCGAAGAUUGCACAAGAUUUGCUAGAGGAGAUCAAGUCGAAUAUUCCAGCUUGACAUCCAGAGUACCCUUAUGUUACUUUACUGCUCAUCAUGAUCAUGCCUUGCUACAUUUAACAUUAAUGUUGUCUUUAUGUACAACCACAGGACGCUCGCUGCUCCCUAUAUCGCAUGUCCACCGGUGGCAAGGAGCCUCAAAAUCACUCAUCCCAUGGUCCUAAAUGUUGCGCCUCGGAGUUCACGGGACGAACAUCGUGUCUGACGGUAGCGCCUUUGGAGAACUAAUCUUGGACGUGAUGCAUACCUUCCAUUACCACAUCAAUGACAUGCAGUAAGGAACGACUCGAAGGUAGAGUACGAAUUGCGAGCUUGUGUUACAAGUUGCACCAGCCCCGCAAAUCUUUUCCAUCUCUAUGAGUCUCAGCGAAACUCGCUCAAUGACCUGGUAAAACAUGUUAGAUGAUCAUUGUGGGCUGAAUUGAUAAAUCUCGCGCUCACGGUUCAAGGUCCAGUGCAAAAACUGAA